UGAAAUAAUUUAAAGACAAGAAUACAAUGUUUGGUCAAACAAAUUAUAUUUAUAAAUAAUAUUUCUUAAAAAGAUGAAAGAGUGUCCGUUGUGUAGGAAAAGAGAAGGAAGAAGAGAACAUUCUUCUUUUUUCUUUCUCAAUAUUUUUCCCUUCAAUCCCCUUCUCCUUUUGUGUCUUUCACUUUACCCAUUUAUUCAGAAAACCCAAAGGCUCUCCCAACAAAUUCACACACUAUUUCAUUUUUGUCUUUGCAUCUGCGGCUUGCUUUAACAUGUCCAUACUCCGCAUUGCAUAUUACCAUUUGGUAUGAAUGAAUCCCACUACUACUGACCCAACACAGCCCCCUCCACCACUGCCUCCACCGCAGCCACCUCGUUCUUCAUUCAGUUGUGACAAACACCCCGAUGAAGAUUUCACUGGAUUUUGUCCUGAAUGUCUGUGUGAACGCCUCACCACCUUAGAUCAAACUGUCUCUAAUAACACCAUUAGCACUGGUCGCCCUUCUACUUCUUCUGCUAUUAAGGCCCUUUUUACUAAAACUUCUGCUAUUACUCUUCCUCCUAAACCCACCUCUAAACCCACUUCAUUUUUCCCUGAACUUCGUCGUACUAAGUCAUUUUCCGCUUCUAAAAACGAGGGGUUAAGCUUCUUGGGUGGGUACUUUGAGCCUCAACGUAAGUCUUGUGACGUUCGUGUGAGGAGUACGCUCUCUUCCUUAUUUUCCAUCGACGGCGGGGAGACUACUGGUGAUGCUGCUGUUGUUAAUAAGUCUGUAAUCGAAGAGUCAGAAACUGAUCAAAUCAGCAACACUGGUAACGGGAAUGUGGUGAACGAGAUAACUGAAGAGUCCCCUGUAGAAAGCAGUCAGGUCGUUUCAGAAAUUGUCGAAGAAGAAGAGGUGGUGAAUGGGGAUAUAUUGUUGAAGCCAAUGAAAGAUCAUAUAGAUCUCGAUUCACAGGUGAAAAAGCCUGGAGGUGGAGGAAGGGACUUGAAGGAAAUUGCGGGUAGUUUCUUGUCAGCUGCAUCAGUUUUCAGCAAGAAAUGGCACAACUGGAGGAGGAAACAGAAGGCAAAAAAGCGAAACCAUUGCGAGAACUCAUCAACACUGUCAUUGGAGAAGCCUAUUUCGAGGAAAUUUAGGGAUACACAGUCUGAGAUUGCGGAUUAUGGGUUUGGGAGGAGGUCUUGUGACACUGAACCUCGAUUUUCUCUCGAUAUUGGGAGGAUUAGUGUUGAUGAUCCUAGGUAUUCCUUUGAUGAGCCACGAGCUUCGUGUGAUGUUCACUUCAUGGGAAGGAGCAUUCCGAGAGUUCCACCUAUGGUUUCAGUGAUAGAAGAUGCACCAGUACUGCAUGUUCAACGUGCAGAUGAUCAAAUUCCGGUUGAAGAAUCGCGUGUUUCAGUUGAGGAAACUGAUAUGCCUGGAGGGUCAGCUCAAACUAGGGACUAUUACUUGGAUUCGUCUUCGAGGAGAAGGAAGAGCCUUGAUAGAUCUAACUCAAUUAGGAAAACAGCAGCUGCUGUAGUGGCAGAAAUUGAUGAGAUGAAGGCAGUGUCUAAUGCUAAAGUUUUGCCUGAGAGGGAUUUGAAUUCGAUAUCCAAUUCAAAUUCGAAUUCUUUAAGGGAUGAUUUCUCGGAGACUUUUGAAUUGACGGGGUUUAAGGAUAGUGCUUCCGGGAUGGGAAAUGGGGAGCGGAAGGGAUCAAAAAAGUCGAAGAAAUGGGCGUGGAAUAUAUGGGGUUUUAUACAUAAGAAAAGUAAUGGAAACAAAGACGAGGAAGAUGACAGGUAUAGUAGAUCAAAUGGAGUGGAGAGGUCAUUUUCGGGAUCUUGGCAUGACAUAAGGAGGGAGACAAAUGGUGAUGGAAAAGGGGGUCUUAAUAGGAAUAUGUUUAGGAGUAAUAGCAGUGUUAGUUGGAGAAAUUCAACUAAUAUUGGUGGAUCUUUUGGAACUGUGAGGAAUCUUGGUAUUGAUACUAAUGGCAAUGGUAAAAAGAAAGAUGAUUUCGUGUUGGAGAGGAAUCGGAGUGCAAGGUAUUCGCCUAAUCAUAUCGAUAAUGGGUUCUUGCGGUUCCAUUUUGCUCCCAUGAGAGGCAGCCGGAGAGGUUUACCUGCACAAAGUAGGCCAAAUGGGAGGAGCUUACUUCGCCUGUACUGAAAUCCAAGGAACUCGAUUUAAGGCUUUACAAUUACCGGAAGUUGCUCAUCUUUCUUGUUAACAACGGCAAGAGUAAAGUGUCAGUCCUGUUUUAAGGUUUCCGCAUGGACUUGUUGGUUAAGAGAGGCUCUAGCGUAACUCAGUCAGAGAAGAUUGUAAGAAAUUCAGUUUCCCUGGGAGAACUGAACUUAUCGGAGAGCAUUGGAUUGCAAAGAUGCCAAAGAAUCUGAUUCCUCAGUUUAAAUGACUGUUGUUUACACUGCUGAAGUAUGGAUACAGAUUGAGUAGAAAAACUGAAUCUUUCUUCCUUCAACUGUAGCACCUACAUAAAAGAUUUCACUGAAUUGGUGUAUGUAGCACAAUGCCUUCAUGGUUCAGAAGAUACACGUUUGGUCCUGGGAAUAUAUAUUAUACUAUAUAGAUUUACAGCGUAUUAUUACUUGCUUGAUUGGUUCUGUAUGUCCGUUUCUUUCGAUGGGUUGUUGGCUAAUUGUAAAAGUGAUAAAUUGUUCAUGUUGCACUUGAAAGUCUUGCUAGUAGUAAUAUUUUUCAUCUUAGGUGAUCA
Molecule: messenger RNA, 2724 nt
Organism: Capsicum annuum
Lineage: Eukaryota; Viridiplantae; Streptophyta; Magnoliopsida; Solanales; Solanaceae
Product: protein OCTOPUS
Exons: 2
Coding region: 312-2159 (615 amino acids)
Cellular component (GO): plasma membrane
Source: RefSeq, a predicted model, not a curated record